This is a messenger RNA of Sclerotinia trifoliorum, 4179 nucleotides long. The record is from the annotation of a GenBank genome assembly. Lineage: Eukaryota; Fungi; Ascomycota; Leotiomycetes; Helotiales; Sclerotiniaceae.
AAAUGGAGGCAAUGCCAUAGAAAAUCACCUAGCGGCCAGUUCUUAUAACUGCAAUAUUAUCUGCGAAGGAGAGUUUAUGAAUGCUGAGACGGCAGUUAGUCCUUCUUUUAGACAACAAACGCAUAUUAGGCCAGUACGAAAGAAAAGAUAUCUUUCCUUCGUAUUGGCAUAAUUUGAAAUUUUUUCACUCUCUGUCUAACCGCUCUAUACCGCUCUACCUUAGCAGGCACAGACUCAGAGCUACAAUGAGGAAUAGCCUUGCCCAGCCUUAUUCCUAUAUCAAAACGAGGUUUAUCGUAAACCAAUCCGCGAAGACUAGAGCAGAUCAACAACAUAGUUCGUCAUGCCAAAGCGUUGUUAUCUUAGAAAACAGAGGUGUUAGAUAUUCGGUAAGCGACAGCGACCCAUGGUUAUGUCUAUCUUCCAAGAGCCUCCUCAGUAUGUAUCUACUUCACACAAACUCUCGUGAAUAAAUCUACACAGAUAAUGCCACACCGAUACCACUUUUAGAUUGACUUUGAACCACAGACUUGUCACAAAAGCUUUUCCGUACCAAUACGAGGUAAAAAUAUGUGCCGAAGUUAAUGGAAGAAAUUCACCAGGAUAGCGUUUUGCGUUGUACACAACCAGACCGUGAAAACGCUACACCAAAUAUCUACUUCAACAUCGCAGACACUUCUCAACAAGGCAACAAACACAUUUCAAAAUUAAACAACAUAUAACAAGGUCAGUAACUUUACCACCAGUAACCACGCGAAGGACAAUUGGAUCUGAUUUUGAAAGAAGUGCUAAGCUAUAUUGAUAGCAAAACAAAACUCAGGAAAGGCAUCCCAGCACAGAUAGUCGAUAGCAACUGACUGGGCUUCGCUGAACAAUCAAAUCUGUAUGUAGAAUUCCUAUUACCUGCGGAUCAAAUCACCUUUUUGAAGAGCUGUUAAGUAUUCAACUAUACAGUCAAAAUGCCAAAAACCGAGAAACACGUGGAGUGGCUCAACAAGUAUUUUGAGAAGCACAAUAUCGAAGGAGAUCUCAGGGAAACGAGCCAAGUUAUUGCAGGUCAAUGCAACGAAGAACUUUGUACGACGGAGUCCAUGAGAGGACCGUCGCCUAGAAAUAGGUUGAUAAUGAUCGAUGGCAUUGACGCACAAACAGUCGGAAGGUAGAGUUUGCCUCGCUUCUUACAGUCGUUUUAAAUCGAGGGCGAUAGCUAAUAGUAAAUGCAGACACAUGAAGGAACUCAAACAAAAAGCGCUUGGGCAGCCACGAGCCAUACGUCGCAGCAAAGACGCUAUAAGUAGGAUAGAAGCAGUGCGUGCGAAGAGAAACCCGAUAUGGCCAGGUGACAGAAUGCUUUUAGCCAAGUUGAAUAACUCAACACCUGAUAACGUCAAGAAUUAUUGUGAAGAAAAAGCCAGGCUAGAAGCCAAGUACGCGAGUGAAGCUGGUGGGCAGGCACUUGAAGACUGGGAGGCGGCGAAAAGAACAAGGAAAAGGUCCCACAAAUAUGCCGGCAAGAUGUGGGCGGAGUACAACAGGCCAGGCAAUAAGGAUGUGUAUUUGCAAAAGUUGGAAAAUGGCUUGAUCAGCCUCGAGACAGGCGAAACUAUCAAUGGAGACUCAAGCCAGCAGCGAGGCUCAGCGUUAAACCCGGCUAACGGGUACAUUCAAAGCAUACCCGACAUUGUCCAUGCAUCCAAAGGUACCGGGCAAGCUGGUGUCGAAGGUACCAGAGGAGGUGCUGCCAGUAAUGCUUAUACGAUGGGGCAUGUCAUGAGAAACGAGGCUGAUUAUCACAGCAGAUAUGACUCCAUAGCGGGUUCAUCUCAGUAUCUCAUCCACAAGCGGGGGCUUUUUCGAUGCGAGGACGAUGUUGAGCAUGAUUUCAAUCAGAGAUUGAGCCCCACUAAUGGCAGUCUCAAAAGUUUUGACUCGCAGAUGGCCUACAACUUCAAAAAAUACCCAGCCUUCAAUGAUGUCGGAUCUGGCGUAUCAAAGCCAAGACCAGCUCUUUUGGAGUAUAAAGGCUUCGAUUUGCAGACCAUGUCACAGCAUGGUAGACCUAUGCCGGCAUCCAUGCAACCAUUCAGCCAUGAGACUUGCACAAGCACCAUGCUCAUGGGCUUUCAACCAAGUCCUGUGGGUCCAUCGAGCAACAUGACUGACAAACUUUUAAGACAAGGAGGAUGGCAAUACAGACAGGAAGGGAGACCUGCCGCUGCCACCUUCGAGGAACAAGACAAGAGAGCAAGUCAUGUGGGCCUUCCAGUUCAGAAAGACAGGUACGAAUAUCCGGAACCGAGCCAAACGCCGUUUACUGCACCAUCGGAGAAGAGGAAACAAGGGCUUCUUGAGGAAGAAACGGUAGACGUCAGACCAUUCAAAAGACAACGCCAGCUUGAGCCGCAACUCAGAACAGAGCAACAAUGCGUGUCUGAACAACGAUUCCAGCUUGAAAGCAAGUACAAUGGGCACGACGGAGAAGGCUGUUUCGAUGAGGAACUCGAACCAGAACUGGAAGAUCGGUUUAACUUCAGCGGUGUCGCCAGUGGAGAACAUACAUGGCACAAAUAUGAUUGGCACGGAGGUGACGCGCAUAGAAUCACCGCACUCGAUGCGGAGCACCACAGCCACAGUAUACCUGAUCAAGGAAAAGAAAUCGGCACCUUGAAUGACAACGCCAACCCAGAAGGCAGGCUAGAAACUGGAUCUGUCGCCAGCACAGAGAAUCUGACACUGACCAACACAAAUCGUUUGCCUAGUGACAAGCCUGAGAAUGCUAUUGCCCUCCCGGAAGAUGACAAGGGAGACGAAGCUGCUAGGGUAAUCCAAAGCACCACGGGUAAUCGAGCCAGCAUCGUCGGGAAACAAGCUACUUGCGAGGCAGAUGUGCUUGGAUAUCUCCACGAAAUGUCGAGUACUAAGGGAUAUACCAAUGCCUGGUAUUGCCAAGGGUUAGCUCGCAAAUCCGAACCAGAAAUUAAAAGCCCUUGGCAGUCUGGCCACCCUUUUUAUGGAAAUUUGCCCAGUAUAUCCGACUAGCGGCCCCACAAAAGUCAGGGGUCUCUGUUUUCAAGAAAUGAUGCCAACCCGGACAAACUCUUUGACUCCGAUGCAUACACAGCGAGCAGUCACCCAUUUGUUCACUGAUGGAUGCAAUUACUUUUGGCAUGGCCAGCAAGGAAUUAAAGCCACUGUACCUAGUACCCCGCUGCUCUUCAUCACAGCCAGUGGAAACCCCAACCUUGACCUGGCUUUCUUAACCACCCUAUCUCUACGAAAACUACCAAAUCAAUCUUGCGAGCUUAGUCGCAGCUUUCAUAUUCAACAUUAGAUGCAAUCCGAAAUCAACACCUUUUGAGAGAGAUUCUAAGUUUGGCUUGCACAGCUGUCUGCCCGGUCAAUCUUUUCUCCACUCGAAACCCAUCUCCGUGCUAUUUUCAAUGUCUAGCCUAGACAUAGCAAUGGAUCUGAUGGCGGAGGAAGAUCCCGGGGAAUUAAAGAUGGCCUCGAGAUUCCAUCCCAUGGCCGCACCAUGCUUUGCGAUUGAGAACCAAUCGACAUCCAAGUAGCAGUGAGUUUCACGCUGAAGGUGGCGAGAGUCAAACUCCGGAAACCACAGCAGAGGUUCUUUCGACUUUCCUGGCGCGGUUGCAGAGACGUUUCAUAUUUCCAAUGCCUCCACUCUUUGCUGACCCUAACGGAUCUGUCAUGGGCGCUGUCAUAGAUCCUGCCCGUAUUUCCUAAUGUAUGCCAUAGCUCCGCUAUGUGUUUUCCUCUGUGGUGUUCUUGCAUAUUCUGCUUCCAAGUUUAAUUGUCGCUGGUUUUGUGAACCCCUCUCUUAUGGUUUCGGUGGACGGUGAGGCGUGCUACGACGCAAUGAAGCUUCGCUCGUCCGUUUUCGUGGUGAGCAUGGCAUUCAAGCACAAGAACCAGUUAGGUAGUAAGGACCGCAGUCUUUCCCUGCAGAGAUCCUCGAGGUUGGAUCAGGGUGGUGCCACUGAAUGAGGUAAUUCGUCGCACAAAGCCGUGUUCGUCAUUGUUUAUGGUGAAGGUGGCCUUUUGAGGUCUGAGACAACUACUUUAUAAGGUUAUAUCUCAAAAAAAGAACAAAGAUCGCCAUAACAAAGAAUGUAGGAAUACAAGUAACUUCAAAUAUAUUCUGAAACUUUUAUUAAGUUU